Molecule: messenger RNA, 1413 nt
Organism: Thrips palmi
Lineage: Eukaryota; Metazoa; Arthropoda; Insecta; Thysanoptera; Thripidae
Product: putative nuclease HARBI1
Exons: 4
Coding region: 1-1413 (470 amino acids)
Source: RefSeq, a predicted model, not a curated record
AUGGCUAUUCAGCACUUAGUCCCAGACAAUAUGGGCAUUCUGAAAGUAAGGCGAUAUUUCUACCUUCUCGCUUUAUUAAGAGCUAAGCGGGGACAGCCAUUUUCAGCUGCCACUAGUAGAUCAGUGAAACGGCUAGCCGUUUUCAGUCUUCUCAAGCGUGAACGCUUCCGAGCAGUGUCUUGCUUGAAACUAGCCAAGAAGAGGAAGGACCGUAGAUUUCAUGUGAAACCCAUACUUCUGGGUAGAAAAAUGUAUGGUGCUUGGUACAGUCUGAUCCCUGAGAUGAGAGAAUUUGACCACGAAGAAUUCUUCAACUUCAUGAGAAUGACCCCAGACAGUUUCGACUGGCUGUUGGACAAAGUGUCACCUAUCAUCACUAAGAAGAGUUUACGUGAACCAAUUUGUCCUGGUGAGAGACUCGCUGUAACUUUAAGGUACCUUGCGUCGGGGGACAGUAUGGUAUCACUAUCAUACCUGUUUCGCAUAUCAGACCAAACUAUCUCAAAUAUUGUGCUGGAAACGACUGCUGCCAUUUGGUUUGUUUUAAAGGGUGAAGUAUUUGAACCGCUCUCUGAGGAUAUGUGGAGAAGAAAAAGUGCUGAAUUUGAGUCUUUAUGGCAGUUUCCGAUGUGUGUCGGUGGCGUUGAUGGAAAGCACUGCUUUGUUCAGAAAUUUCCAAUGAGAGGUUCUGAAAACUUCAAUUACAAGUAUGGGCAUAGUAUAAUUCUUUUUGCUGUCAGUGAUGCUAAAUAUAAGUUCUUAGUAGUUGAUGUUGGAGCACGGGGUCGUGAAAGUGACGGAGGAGUCUUUGACCGAUCUGAAUUCGGAAAGUUGUUCAAUAACCAUCAACUGCAGCUGCCAUCACCAGUGUUCAAUGAUAUUCUAAAAACUCAUUUGCCAUAUGUAUUUGUGGGUGAUGAUGCAUUUCCUUUAGAUGUGCACAUGUUGAAGCCUUUUGCCGAUUGCUUGGAUCAAAAACCAGAAGAGGCAAUUUUCAACUACAGGCUCUCAAGAGCAAGAAGAGUUGUUGAGAAUGCCUUUGGUAUUCUGGCUGCUCGCUUCAGAAUUCUUCGUCGCAAUAUAAUUGGAAGUGAGACACUUGUUCAAAACAUUGUACUUGCAUGUACAGCUCUACACAACCUGCAUCUCAUAAGGGAGGAUAGUGUUCCACCCAAACAGCGAGUUUACCUACCUCCAGGUUAUGCUGACUUGUAUAAGAGCAAUGGAUAUCUGAAGAGGGGACGCUGGAGAAAUGAAUUGAAGAAAGAAGAGAGAAGUAUAUUUCAUAGAUUGCGUAGGCAAGAGGAACAUGGUGUUAGAAUUGUGGAUGGUCAUGCAGUCCGUGAGAAGUUUUUGGAAUUGUUUGUGUGUUGCCCCUUGCCAUGGCAGUACAACAUUCUUCCAAAUGUAUGA